Messenger RNA from Besnoitia besnoiti, 819 nucleotides. Its product is annotated as SGS domain-containing protein. The transcript is spliced from 6 exons. The record is from RefSeq and is a predicted model, not a curated record. NCBI's taxonomy places the organism in Eukaryota, Apicomplexa, Conoidasida, Eucoccidiorida, Sarcocystidae. Gene Ontology annotation, biological process: protein stabilization. Gene Ontology annotation, molecular function: protein-folding chaperone binding. Bases 1 to 819 code for a protein of 272 amino acids.
AUGGCUUCACCCAGCGCUUCUUGUACACUGCAGGGCGGCGCGAGCUCCGCGUCGGGGCCAGCACGUCGCACGCAGACUCCUCGGUUCGAAUGGAUGCAAAGUGGAGAGCGUCUGUGUCUCACGUUUUUCGUGAAGCAUCUGUCUCCUGGGGACGUGCAAUCCAUCGAAUUCAAACCUCGAGAGUUCUGCGUGCGCCUGCUCGUCCCUCCUCUUCCUGCACCCACCGAGGGAGGCGCGCCGGCUUCAGCUGCAACUUGCGGCGAAGAGAAGAAGCUUUACGUUUUCCACAUUGAGCAGCUCUUGGAGGAAAUCGUUCCAGAAGAGUCCAAGUACACGCUCUCGCAGACAAAGAUCGAAGUUUCGCUGAAGAAGAAGCGCGCAGGCUUCCACUGGGCUGCCCUCGAGGCGUCGCCCGUGGGACCGGCCGCGCCUCUGCAGCCCAUCGCGACAGUGGACUCGGCGAAGAAACCGGAGGGAGAGUGCGGGAAGGGCGAGAACAAAGAAGCAGACACGAACGAAAAGUCGAAGCAACCGAUGUAUCCGUCGUCCAAGAAGAAGAUCGACUGGAACCAAGUCGAAAAAGAAAUCGAUGAUGAGUUGAAGGACGACGACAAGGAAGGCGAGGCUGCGCUUCAGAAGCUCUUCCAACAGAUCUACGCAAAUGCGGAUGACGACACGAGGCGCGCUAUGAUCAAGUCAUACCAAACGUCGGGUGGGACGGUCCUCUCAACAAACUGGGACGAAGUCCGAGGAAAGAACUACGAACAGAGCGUCACAGCCCCAGAAGGCCAGGAAGUCCGCCGGUGGACGCAGUCAUGA